Carassius auratus (goldfish) is the source of this 845-nucleotide messenger RNA. Its product is annotated as cornifelin homolog B-like. The coding region runs from base 122 to 502 and encodes 126 amino acids. The transcript is spliced from 4 exons. The record is from RefSeq and is a predicted model, not a curated record. Lineage: Eukaryota; Metazoa; Chordata; Actinopteri; Cypriniformes; Cyprinidae.
AUGUGUACGUGUGUUUGGACACUGAUGCUUCUAUAAAGUCUCACAGAUUGUCACAAAGACUCAGUACUGAUCUCCAUCGUCGUACCCGACUGUCUCUCCUCUUGCACGAGCGCAAGUCAUCAUGGCAACUAAAAUAGUUAUUCAGCAGCCCAAGCCACUGGUUCUGGCUCCUGGUUCUGACCAAUGGUCCUCUGGCAUGUGCGAAUGUGACAACCUCAAUGACUGUUGCUUUGCGUUCUGGUGCUGUCCAUGUUUCGCCUGCAUCACAGCCAGAGAUCACGGAGAGUGUCUGUGUCUGCCUCUGCUGGACAGUUUUGGCCUCUUCCCACCCAUCACUAUGGCCAUGAGAGUGUCUGUCCGGCGCACCUAUGGAAUUGAGGACUCUAUCUGUAAUGAUUGUGUGCUGUCCUUCUGCUGCGGCCCGUGCUCCUACUGUCAGAUAAGACGUGAGAUGAUAGCUCGCAACCACCCCGUCACACUCUUCCGCAACCGACCGAAAUAAAACAACUUCAUCGUCAGUCACUUAAUGAAUCAUCAGCUCUGAAAAGAAAUAAGCUAGCUUUGAGCGUGUUGGAGAAGUCUGAAAUUCGGCUCUGACCCAAGGACUGAUGUGGAUUUCAGAUGCUCGGGGAUGAAGACUGAAAACUCUUCUCUAAAAAUACAUGAUUCUUUAGGAUAACUAACCAUACUGAUGUUUUAAUGUAUUGAUGUAGAUCUGUAACUGUGAAACUGUCAUUCUGAAUCAUGAGGUCCUUUUUAAUUCUGUUUCAGAGCUCUUGCUUUUAGUUUGUUUAGCCUUUUAUAAAUAUUUGUUAAUAUAUUAUGUCAUUGUACAUGUGUUGAAA